Prunus avium (sweet cherry) is the source of this 1275-nucleotide messenger RNA. The record is from RefSeq and is a predicted model, not a curated record. Lineage: Eukaryota; Viridiplantae; Streptophyta; Magnoliopsida; Rosales; Rosaceae.
AUGGUGUUCGAGAACUUGGAAGGACUAGAGCCAGUGAGCCCAAAUGGCCAGUACUUCAGUAGUGAUGUGAUAACUCUUUCGGUUCUUGCUGUUUUGGAAUUUGAGAUUCCAAUUGAUACCGAGUCUCAAACAAUAAUGUCAUUGCUUAAGAACGUCUUCCUCCCCAUCAGCCCCCGUUUCUCCUCUAUCAUGGUUGAAAAUGAUGGAAAGAAAGAGUGGAAAAGGGUCGAAGUGAAGCUUGAAGAUCACGUUAACAUCCCUACUUUCCCUUCCAACCUGUCGCCUGAAUCAUAUGACGAGUAUCUUGAGGAAUAUUUGUCAAAGUUAUCAACAGAAAGAUAUCCACAAGGCAAACCACUAUGGGGAGUUCAUAUUAUCAAGUACCCAACUAGCAAUGCAGCUGGGAAUAUAAUCUUCAAGUUUCACCAUGCUCUAGGAGAUGGCUACUCUCUCAUGGGUGCUCUCAUUUCUACUCUACAAAGAGCUGACAACCCUUCUCUCCCCUUAACUUUUCCUUCACGACAGCGGUCAGAAUCGAAGAAGAGGGAUAAUUUUUUUAUGACUAAGCUUUUCUCAUCUGCAUGUAACACAAUUUCAGAUUUUUGGUGGGGCAUUUCCAAGACCUUGAAAGAAGAUAAUCCAACACCAAUCAAGUCGAGCAAUGAUGCAAUUGAGUUUCGGCCAAGUACUAUAGCAACUAUGACCUUCUCUCUUGAUCAACUCAAAUCAAUCAAGAACAAGCUUGGAGUGACUCUAAAUGAUGUUCUCACCGGGAUGAUCUUCUUCGGAACUCGACUGUACAUGCAAGAGAUUGACCAAAGUUCAAGCACAGCAGAUUGUACAGCAAUGGUGUUGCUGAACACAAGGAUCAUGGGGGAUUAUAUGCCAAUUGAGGAGAUGAUCAAACCCAACAGCAAGAUGCCAUGGGGAAAUCGUUUUACAUUCUUGCAUGUACCCAUACCCAAUUUAACUGAACUCUCAAAUGCGGAGGACUUUAUCAGGAACACACACAAAAUGAUAAACAGGAAGAAAAACUCUUUAGCUGCUUAUUUCACUAGUAGGCUAUUGGAGAUUGUGAACAAAUUUGGAAGCCAUGAGGCAGCCAGCAGAUACAUUCAUCGCACAUUGAAGAACUCGAGCAUGGUAAUCUCAAAUAUGAUUGGUCCCGUGGAGAAGAUGUCUCUGGCUAAUCAUCCAAUUAAAGGUUUCUACUUUUUGGUUCCUGGUUUACCUCAGGGGAAGGAAGGUUCUGAUAUGUUGCAAAUCUUGCGAUAG